This is a messenger RNA of Poecilia reticulata (guppy), 2488 nucleotides long. The record is from RefSeq and is a predicted model, not a curated record. NCBI's taxonomy places the organism in Eukaryota, Metazoa, Chordata, Actinopteri, Cyprinodontiformes, Poeciliidae.
CAUGUGUGUGCGUGUGUGCAGAUAGUUGACAGUCCAGAAUUGUGGACAGAACAUACAGAACGGAGCAGUACGCUGGUCAUAGCAGAGGCUACGCCGCAGCACACAGGACGCUACACUGUGGUAGUGAAAGACCGCAAAAGCUCAGCCCAACACACACUUACCCUUUCUGUCAUAGACCGGCCAGAGCCUCCUGCUUCRGGCCCGGUGGCCUCUCUCGUAUCUCCGUCCAACCUUGUGCUGUCCUGGUCGGGACCCUGUUACGACGGCGGCAGUGCUGUCCUGGGCUACGUGUUGGAGCUGAGAGACCAGGGACUUUCUGAGGCUGCGGAGUGGAAAAAACUCACURCCAAGUGUGCCAGCACCUCAUACCAAGUGUCAUCCGGGCUGCAACCAGGACAGGAGUACUGUUUCAGAGUGAGGGCUUACAACGCAGUGGGGGAGAGUGAUCCCAGCCCGGUUUCAGCAGUGGUGAAGAUGGAGGAACCAGAUUCUAAGAAAACACAAGAAGAAGCCACUCAAUACCCCUGUGUCACUAUUGAUUCUUCCCACAAAGUUACAGAUCACUACAACUUGCAUGAGAAAUUGGGAACGGGAAAGUUUGGCUUGGUGUUCAAGCUCACCCACAAGGAGACGGGCCGUGUACGCGCGGGAAAGUUCUACAAAGGACGGCGAGCCAAAGAGAGAGAAGCUGCUCGUAAAGAAAUCGAGCUGAUGAAUCACCUCCACCACCCCAAGCUGGUUCAGUGUCUGGGAGCAUAUGAUCAUAAACCAGAGAUGGUCAUGGUAAUGGAGUUUAUUGCAGGUGGGGAGCUCUUUGAUCGCAUCGUGGAUGACAGCUUUGAGUACACAGAGCCUGGCAGCGUGCGCUACAUGCAGCAGAUUCUGGAGGGGAUCGCCUUCAUGCAUCAGCAGAAAAUUGUCCACCUGGAUCUGAAACCUGAAAAUAUCGUCUGUGUUGACACCACUGGCACUCGCAUAAAAAUAAUUGACUUUGGAUUAGCUUGCAAAAUUGAUGGGAACACGGCUCUGAAGGUGAUGCACGGCACCGCUGAAUUUAUAGCACCGGAAGUUAUCAGCUACGAACCUGUGAGUUUGGCCACUGACAUGUGGAGCAUCGGCGUCAUCUGCUACAUCCUGCUAAGCGGUGAGUCUCCGUUCCAGGGAAACAGCGAUACGGAGACUCUGGCCUUGGUCACAGCAGCUCAGUGGGAGUUUGAUGAAGAGAGCUUUGAAGAUAUAACCGAGGAGGCCCAGAAUUUCAUCAGCUCUCUCCUAAAUAAGGAUCCCAGGCAGAGGAUGUCUUGUGAAGAGGGUCUUGCUCACCCCUGGAUGAAGAAGUUUGACUCUGAAAACCUAUCUUCCACAAAAUGUCUGUCGAAGGAGAAGAUGAAGAGGUUUUUAGCCAGGCAGAAGUGGAAGAAAGCUGGCAAGGCUAUGCUAGCCCUAAAGAGAAUGGCUUUGCUGUCUAAAAAUGAGAGCUCUGCAUCUCUUCCAAGCGCUGACCUUCCGCUGAGCCCUGAGGCAGAAGAUGCACUGCAGUCUCUGGAGCGUAAGAUGCAGGGACCACCCCAAUUUACCAAGAACCUGGAGGACCAGAAAGUAGCUCGGGGCUCCUGCGCCCGGCUCUCGUGCCACCUAAGUGGAUAUCCUGAUCCAGAGGUGGUGUGGCUGUGUGGAGAUGAACCUGUAGAAGAAUCAUCCACUGUYCAAAUAGAGUACGAUGAUGAUGGACGCUGCACCCUGAUUCUUUCCAAAGUUGAAGCAGAGGAUGCAAAUGUUUACACCUGCAGGGCAACCAAUGACCACGGGGAGAUAUUCUGCACYGCUAAAUUAACAGUUUUAUAAUAGAGUCAGUAUAUCUAUGUAUGCAAAGAGGAAUUGUACAGACAURAGGAUMUUUGGUGUCUUGAAUAUAUACAGUAAUGUUUUGAUGUGGAAAGGCCAAAUGAGGAAUGUUCUGUAAGACUUGUUGCAUUUGAAAGAGUAUAACGCACAUUAUUGUACACAGUUUAGAUAAGGUUCCUGAAUAUAGUUACAAAGCACGCUAUKUMASAGUUGAUAUUUCCUUGUAUGGCUUAUAAAUAUGCCAAUUUAAAAUAGGUUUCUGCUGAUAAUGUGAACAAUGGAGCAAUAUUUUCAUAUUAUGCUCCAUUAUUUUAGAGAUAAAGUGGACUUAAACUAAAGUGUUGGAGUAAUGUUAAGAGGAYGCCAUCAUAUUUCUGAUUGACUUUAAGGUUUUGAUAGAAUAUUUGAAAAAAAAAGAAUCAUGUCUAAAUAUAUUACUAGAAAAAGUAUAACCAACCAUCAUUUUGCAUUUCAAGUAGGUGUAAUUUUUUUGCAUCCUAUGUGUCACAUUUGCUGUUGCUUUUACCAUGAUAAAAUUGUCGAGAACUUGUUAAAAUUGACCGGUAGCGUACCAAACAAUGUAGAGAUUCAUGAAGAUAUAYAYAGAAAUAUUUUUGUAAUGAAUAAAGAGCAAUGAAACGUC